GCCCCGUGGCCAGCAGCCCUGGGAUGCGUUAGGCGGCGGAUCGCAGCGGGAAUAUUUCUCCCGGGAGAAGGAAGGAGAGCGGCAGGAAAAGCGGAUUUAAAGAGCAUCUUUGCCCCUUUGUUGGAUGAGAAGGACGGGGAAGGAGCGGCAGGAUGAGCACUAGCAUUCCCUACCAGCAGAACCCCUACACCCCUGGGAGCAGCUCCUCUGCCAUCCAGUGCUACCGCUGUGGGGACACCUGCAAGGGCGAGGUCGUGCGUGUGCAGAGCAACCACUUCCACAUCCGCUGCUUCACCUGCCAAGUGUGCGGCUGCGACCUGGCCCAGUCGGGUUUUUUCUUCAAGAACCAGGAGUACAUCUGCACCCACGACUACCAGCAGCUCUACGGGACCCGCUGUGACAGCUGUGGGGACUUCAUCACCGGAGAGGUCAUCUCUGCCCUGGGCAGGACCUACCACCCCAAGUGCUUUGUCUGCAGCACCUGCAGGAAGCCGUUCCCCAUCGGAGACAAGGUCACGUUCAGCGGGAAGGACUGCGUCUGCCAAAACUGCUCCCAGUCCCUGCUCAGCACCAAACCCAUCAAGAUCCACGGGCCCAGCCACUGUGCCGGCUGCAAGGAGGAGAUCAAGCAGGGCCAGUCGCUGCUGGCCCUGGAGAAGCAGUGGCACGUCAGCUGCUUCAAGUGCCAAACGUGCGGGAUCAUCCUCACGGGCGAGUACAUCAGCAAGGAUGGCAUCCCCUACUGUGAGUCCGACUACCACGCCCAGUUCGGCAUCAAGUGCGAGACCUGUGACCGCUACAUCAGCGGCCGUGUCCUGGAGGCAGGAGGGAAGCACUACCACCCCACCUGUGCCAGAUGUGUGCGCUGCCACCAGAUGUUCACAGAGGGAGAGGAGAUGUACCUGACAGGCUCUGAGGUGUGGCACCCCAUCUGCAAGCAGGCAGCCAGAGCAGAGAAGAAGCUGAAGCACAGGAGGACGUCAGAAACCUCCAUCUCCCCCCCUGGCUCCAGCAUUGGCUCCCCAAACCGUGUCAUCUGCGCUAAAGUGGAUAAUGAGAUCCUUAAUUACAAAGACCUGGCAGCUCUUCCCAAGAUUAAAGCCAUCUAUGAAGUGCAGCGUCCUGACCUCAUUUCCUACGAGCCCUAUCACAGAUACACGUCGGAUGAGACGCUGGAGAGAUAUAGCUAUGGGGAGUCCCUGGGGACCCUCUCCCCAUACUCACAGGACAUCUACGAGAGCUUUGACACGCGGCAGAGACGAGCCUCCAGCCCUGGCUACAUCGACUCCCCCACCUACAGCCGCCAGGGCAUGUCCCCCACCAUCCCCAGGUCCCCCCACCAUUUCUACCGCUCAGGCACCGAGAGCGGGCGCAGCUCGCCCUACUAUAGCCAGUUAGAUGUGAGGUCCUCCACUCCAACCUCAUACCAAGCGCCCAAGCAUUUCCACAUCCCAGCUGCUGGCGAGAGUAACAUCUACAGGAAGCCUCCCAUCUACAAACGCCACGACAACCCCUCUGCAGCCACGAAAAGCAAAACCAGCGAGGACAUCUCUCAGUCGUCCAAGUACAGCCCUGCCUACUCCCCAGAUCCCUACUACCACUCUGAGUCAGAAUAUUGGUCCUUCCAAGGCUCACCCAAAGCUCCCCGGGCCCGCAGGUUCUCCUCAGGUGGCGAGGAGGAUGGCUACGACCGGGGCAUGCACAAGAUCCAGACUGGCAUCGGGAGGCUGAUCCUGAGGGAGGAGAUGAAGGCUCGGUCCAACUCCUACGCAGACCCCUGGACACCCCCUCGCAGCUCGGCCAGCAGCAGGGAGGCCCUGCACACCCUGGGCUACGAGGGCUCCCUCAAUGGCUCUCCCCGAACCCACUACCUGGCUGACAGCGAUCCCCUCAUUUCGAAGUCGGCCUCCCUUCCUGCCUACAGGAGGAACGGGCUGCACAGGCCUCCCAGCGCUGAGCUCUUCCACUACGACAGCACGAACGCCGUCAACUGGGGGAUGCGAGAGUACAAGAUUUACCCCUACGAGCUGCUGCUGGUGAAGACGAGGGGGAGGAACCAGCUGCCCAAAGACGUGGACAGGACUCGGUUAGAGAGACACCUGUCCCAGGAGGAAUUCUACCAGAUCUUCGGGAUGACCAUCGCCGAGUUCGACCGCCUGGCGCUGUGGAAGAGGAACGAGCUGAAGAAGCAGGCCCGGCUGUUUUAAAUGCAGUGCACUAUAAAUAUAUACAUACCUAUAAAUAUAUACAUAGAGAGAUCUCUA
Messenger RNA from Sturnus vulgaris (Common starling), 2264 nucleotides. The record is from RefSeq and is a predicted model, not a curated record. Lineage: Eukaryota; Metazoa; Chordata; Aves; Passeriformes; Sturnidae.